Molecule: messenger RNA, 2361 nt
Organism: Brachypodium distachyon (stiff brome)
Lineage: Eukaryota; Viridiplantae; Streptophyta; Magnoliopsida; Poales; Poaceae
Product: polyadenylate-binding protein 2
Exons: 9
Coding region: 183-2174 (663 amino acids)
Cellular component (GO): ribonucleoprotein complex
Molecular function (GO): RNA binding
Source: RefSeq, a predicted model, not a curated record
GCCGCGGCUCCCCUCGAGCGCAGCUUGCAGUUGGGAGCGAAACCCUCUCCCUCCCAACCCUACCAAACCCUAGAAAACCCCAAAAAAAUCCGCAAAAUUACCCCCAAAAAUCCCGAAAAAAAUCACCAGGAACCUAUCCUCCGAUCGGAUCCGCUUAUCUACCACCCCCCCCUACCCGGUUGAUGAUGGCGGCGCAGGUCCAGGCGGCGGCGGUGGCGGCAGCGGCGCCAGCGAUGGAGGGCGGCGCUUCUCCGGUGGCUGGCGCCGCGGCGGCGGCGGGGGCCGUUGCCCCGGCUUUCCCGGCGACGUCUCUGUACGUGGGGGAUCUGGAUGUCAGCGUGCAGGACGCGCAGCUCUUCGACGUCUUCAGCCAGGUCGGCUCGGUCGUGUCCGUGCGCGUCUGCCGGGAUGUCAACACCAGGAUGUCCCUCGGCUACGCCUAUGUCAACUUCAGCAGCCCUGCGGAUGCUGCAAGGGCAAUGGAAAUGCUGAACUUCACUCCCGUCAAUGGGAAGCCUAUCAGGAUAAUGUAUUCUAACCGUGACCCCAGCUCACGUAAAAGUGGUGCUGCAAAUAUAUUUAUUAAGAACCUUGACAAGUCAAUUGACAACAAAGCUCUCUUUGACACUUUUUCUGCCUUUGGAACCAUCCUGUCAUGCAAAGUUGCGACAGAAAUUUCUGGAGAGUCAAAGGGCUAUGGUUUUGUGCAGUAUGAGCAGGAUGAAUCAGCACAGAAUGCUAUUAAUGAGCUCAAUGGGAUGCUUUUGAAUGACAAAAAAGUCUAUGUUGGCCCUUUUGUUCGUAAGCAGGAGAGGGAAAAUGUUUUUGGCAGUCCCAAGUUCAAUAAUGUCUAUGUAAAGAAUCUAUCAGAAUCUACUACUGAAGAUAAUUUGAAGGAAAUGUUUGGUAAAUUUGGGCCUAUAACUAGUGUUAUUGUGGUGCGAGCGGAUGAUGGCAAAUCUAGAUGCUUUGGUUUUGUCAACUUUGAAAAUCCAGAUGAUGCCGCCCGUGCUGUUGAGGAUCUGAAUGGAAAGAAACUUGAUGACAAGGAAUUAUAUGUUGGCAGAGCUCAGAAGAAGUCUGAAAGGGAGAUGCAACUGAAAGAAAAAUUUGAGAAGAGCAAUAAAGAGACAGCUGAUAAGAAUCAAGGCACUAACUUGUAUUUGAAGAACUUGGAUGGUAGUGUUGAUGAUGAUGAGAAGUUAAAAGAACUUUUUGCUGAAUUUGGCACUAUUACUUCUUGCAAGGUUAUGCGGGAUUCAAAUGGUGUCAACAAAGGAUCUGGUUUUGUUGCAUUUAAAUCUUCUGAAGAUGCUUCACGAGCUCUUGUGGCAAUGAAUGGUAAGAUGGUUGGCAGUAAGCCUCUUUAUGUAGCACUUGCACAACGCAAGGAAGAAAGGAGAGCAAGGCUGCAGGCGCAGUUUUCGCAAAUGCGUCCUGUUGUGAUGCCGCCUCCUGUUGCUCCUCGUAUGCCCAUGUACCCGCCUGGUGUUCCUGGCAUGGGCCAACAAAUGUUCUAUGGACAGCCACCUCCACCUUUUGUUAACCCUCAGCCUGGGUUUGGUUUCCAGCAACAUAUGAUUCCUGGAAUGAGGCCUGGUGUUGCUCCAAUGCCAAACUUCGUCAUGCCUAUGGUGCAACAAGGUCAACAACCACAGCGUCCGUCUGGAAGGCGUGCAGGUGCUGGUGGAAUGCAGCAGCCAAUGCCAAUGGGUCACCAGCAGAUGCUUCCAAGGGGUGGUCGUGGUGGCUACCGUUAUGCUUCAGGCCGUGGCAUGCCUGAUUCUCCAUUCCGUGGUGUUGGAGGUAUGGUCCCAUCACCAUAUGAGAUGGGAAGGAUGACUCUCAAUGACAAUGGUGCACCGCAGCAAGUUCCUAGCGGAACAUUGGCCUCAGCACUUGCGAACUCUCCUCCAGAGCAGCAGCGACUGAUGCUUGGCGAAAGCUUGUACCCACUUGUGGACCAGCUGGAGCAUGACCAGGCCGCCAAGGUUACUGGCAUGCUUCUGGAGAUGGACCAGACUGAAGUUCUUCACCUUAUUGAGUCACCUGAUGCUCUGAAGUCCAAGGUGGCCGAAGCUAUGGAUGUUCUCCGCAGUGCCCAGCAGCAGACCAGUGCUCCAGCGGAUCAGCUGGCUGCUCUCUCGCUGAGCGAUGGUUUUGUUGCAUCCUAAUUGGAAAAGCCUUCUGGCUUGUUUUCUUUUGUGUGCUUUGGUACUUCGGAUCUUAUGACUCUCUCUUCAACUUUAUUCAAAAUACAUUUAACUGUGUGGAUUAUGGUUUAGACAACUAUUUAUGUCUUAAAUAUUGGGAUUGAAAUAUGAUAUAUUCGUGGAUUGCUUUAAAGUUAUAUGUUUGUUU